GCAUGGCAUAGCGCUCACCUCACCACAUAUCUACGUGAACCUUCACAAUAACCACUGGUUUUAUUAACAACUCACUGUCAUUCUCUCCGUCUCCUCUUAGCUUAGCCCCUCGGCAGCCUCUUUCCCCGCCAACAGACCCAACAAACCGCGCGUUAUUCAACAUGGAAGACCCAUUCAGCCAAUACAUCAGAAUCUCAGAGCAAGAUCGACGCCCCAACACCCCGAUCAUCACCAUCUCGCUCCGCGCCGCAGACCCCCAAUACGUGCUUGACCCCACCAGCCUAGGCUUCCGCAUACACGCGCACCGGGCCGCAGACCAAGAGAGCAGCAAGAAGCAAGACCAACCGUGUAUCCUAAACUGGACCGGCGUGGAGGCCGGGUUGCUCUUGUUCCGGCACCUGCCCACGGGGAAAUAUGAGCCGGUGACGUUCGAGCACAUCGCCCCCAACACCAAGCCUCCACCCCCGCAUCAUCUCCUGGGAUUCUCACAGCUCGAUGUCCCGGAUCUAUGGGUGCUUGCGCCGGGGAACACCAGCGCUCCGGUGCACCCGCGCAUCGAACGGCACGCGUACCAUGGACUCCAACCGGACGAGCGCUACGAGAUUCUAUGGCCCGGCGCUGAAAUCCCUCGCUGGGGCUGGGGGGAUGCGAGAGAAGCCACAGCCCCGGAGCCCACGGCAGUAGUCCCCCUCGUGAUUCCCGGCGGGGCGCGAUGCUCAUUCAUGCUGGAGGGGGCGAGGGAGCCGGCACCGAUGCCGCGGGCAUGGAGCCCGCCACCACUGGAGCGGACGGAUCAGGUUCCCGGAGCUCCAGUUCUCACCGUUGAGCUGAACGCUACGACCUCCCACUGGAACCCAAGGAAGUACCUCCCCAUAACGUGGACGAUAACAUAUCACGGCACCGCCGGGAGAGAAGACGAUCCCCCCAACAGCCCCCGGCCCAUCACCUUCCGCACCUACAAUUUCCGUACGUACGGAACCUUCCGCGCGUAUCGCCAGCGCUACGAGGAUGGGGAAUGGGAGUCCUACGACGAAGACGGAGGUUGCACGUUUCCCAGCGGUCCCGACGAUCCCUAUCAAGUCAACGUGGGCAAGGAGAGAGAAGAGGCCGGCUUUAUCAGCCUGCGGCCGGGGCAGACGUACUCGAGGUCGGUGCAUCUCUACUCGCAAGACGACCUGCCGCGGUAUCCGGCGACGGGAGAGAUCCUGCGCUAUCGGUUCAAGGGCUGUGUGCUGGACUGGUGGGAUUGGGGGACGCUGGACGAGCAUGGUGAUACGGGUGGUGACUGUGCCGGGGUUUCUGGGCGGGGAGGUUCUGGAGCCGAGCGAUAAUGGGGGCCGGGCGAGGGUGGUUGUGCCGGCUUCGAACCUGCUCGAGUUUACGGUUGUUUGAGGCGGUUUGCUUACUAUUUAUGUUUGUGGGUGUUGGUUUUUUUUUUCUUUUCAUGUCCAAAGAGUUACCCAGAUCUUUGCGUGAAGCAUGAGCGAAUUUAUGAGUGGAGAAGUCUACGGGCUACUGAUGGAUGUCGGUUGCCUGAUAGCUGUUCCCAUCAUCAACUGACCGUGCGUCGAACCAGCAGGGAGAUGCAGUACUAUAGCUACUAUAAGGUAGGUAGUGGGUGCUAGCUUGGGAACUUGACCCUCGAUC
Messenger RNA from Aspergillus japonicus CBS 114.51, 1647 nucleotides. RefSeq lists its product as uncharacterized. Bases 162 to 1331 code for a protein of 389 amino acids. Lineage: Eukaryota; Fungi; Ascomycota; Eurotiomycetes; Eurotiales; Aspergillaceae. The transcript has 3 exons. The record is from RefSeq and is a predicted model, not a curated record.